This is a messenger RNA of Pestalotiopsis fici W106-1, 2331 nucleotides long. RefSeq lists its product as uncharacterized. The record is from RefSeq and is a predicted model, not a curated record. Bases 1 to 2331 code for a protein of 776 amino acids. Gene Ontology annotation, biological process: protein deglycosylation; glycoprotein catabolic process; protein quality control for misfolded or incompletely synthesized proteins. NCBI's taxonomy places the organism in Eukaryota, Fungi, Ascomycota, Sordariomycetes, Amphisphaeriales, Sporocadaceae. The transcript has 4 exons. Gene Ontology annotation, molecular function: peptide-N4-(N-acetyl-beta-glucosaminyl)asparagine amidase activity; carbohydrate binding. Gene Ontology annotation, cellular component: nucleus; cytosol.
AUGCGUACUACAAAAGCUAUUAGUCUUUUGGCCACUGCGUCUUUUGUGUCCGCGCAAGACCUUGCAGACUACGUGCGGCCAGAUACUGGUGAUACAAAUGGAGGCAAUACGUUCCCCGGGGUUACUUUACCCCUGGGCUUGGUAAAGCUUGGCCCAGACUUGUAUACUGGUUCGGAUUCAUAUUCGGGCUAUCAAGCGACUGGCAACUUUACCGGUUUCUCCAUGCUGCAUGAGAGCGGCACUGGAGGUGCACCGAAAUAUGGAGUCGUUUCUCAGAUGCCCGUUGCCGGCGGUGUCGUGAAUCCGCUUCUUGAUCACAGCGACACUAGAGCCGAGACAGACGUGACCCGAGUCGGCUACUACAAGGUCACCACUGGCAGCGGUGUCGUCCUAGAACUUGCAGGAGCUAAUCGAGCUGGAUUGUACAACUAUACGUUCCCGGCUACAACUACGACCCCUAAUAUUAUUGUUGAUGUGUCUCACGUGUUGCCCUCGUUUCGAGGUCAGGGGCUGGGCCAGAAUUAUCUUGGUGGAAACAUUACAGUAGUGCCCUCCUCCGAUGGCUCAUCUCUACGGUACGAAGGCUCAGGCUCAUAUGAUAAUGGGUGGAAUCGAUCUCCGCUAUGGACUGUCUACUUCUGUGGUUACUUCGAUCAACCAACGAAUUACAGAACUUUUGUUGCUACAGCCGCUGACUCGACAGAUCUCGUCUCUUAUGAUGAUACCAAUAGCGUGUCAUCUACAGCUCGUGUCGGUGCUGUAUUUUCCUUUGACUCGCAAAAAGUUACCUCGCGCGUGGGAGUUUCAUUCAUAUCGUCGGCUCAGGCGUGCAGCAACGUCGACGAUGAAGUGCCUACCGACGCCACUGUCUCAUCGUUGGAGCAGGACGCUCGAGCCUCUUGGAAUGAUGCCGUCUUGUCCAAGGUCACCACGACUGAUACCUCCAACACGACAAACUUGCAACUUUUGUAUAGCUCCUUGUACCACAUGAACAUAAUCCCCACCAACAAGACCGGUGAGAAUCCCAAAUGGACAUCAACGGAGCCAUACUAUGACGACACUUUUACACUUUGGGAUCUGUUUCGUUGCACUACAGCACUAUUCCACAUCAUACAGCCAGAGGCCUACGAGGAGUUUUUCCGUUCUCUGAUCGACAUUUGGCGCCAUGAUGGCUUCAUGCCCGACGCACGCUCGUCAUUCUUCAAUGGUGCAACCCAGGGCGGCUCAAACGCCGACAAUGUCCUUGCCGAUGCAUAUGUCAAGGGCGUUCGCGGCAACGUCAACUGGGAUCUGGCCUUCGAGGCCAUGAUGACAGAUGCCGAGGUGGUGCCACCCAACAACAAUGAUCCCAGGGACACGAGCUCGUCUACCAAGGAGGGACGUGGCGCUCUGCCGGAUUGGAUCAACCUCGGAUACAUUACAACCAGAUACGGCCGCUCCGUCACCCGGGCUAUUGAGUACGCUGGCAACGACUUUGGGUUGUACCAGGUGGCGUCGGGUCUGGGCAAGACGGAAGAGGCAGCCAAGUACCUGAACCGCUCUCGCAACUGGCGCAACCAGUGGAACCCAGACAUGACAUACCAGGACUUUUCGGGAUUCCUCGGUCCCAUUGACACCAACGGCAACUUUAUCGAUCAGGACCCCAUCUCGUGCGGCGGCUGCUACUGGGGCGACUACUACUACGAGGCGCUGCCAAUCGAGUAUUCGUUCAACGCGCACCACGACCUGGAGCACCUAGUGACGCUGUGCGGCGGCACCGACGCCUUUAUCGCGCGACUCGAGAUCAUGUUCUCCCAAGGCUUCUUCAACCCGGGCAACGAGCCCAGCUUCACGACGCCGUACCUCUUCAACUACGUCGGCCGCCAGGAUCUGACCGUCUACUACACCCGCUGGUACGCCAAGCGAUACUAUGCGCCGACGCCCACGGGCUUGCCCGGCAACAGCGACGCCGGCGCCAUGGAGAGCUGGAUCCUCUGGGUCAUGCUGGGCCUCUACCCAAUUACAGGGCAGACUACCUUUUUGAUUGGUUCGCCCUGGUUUGACGACCUGACCAUCCACCUCGGCGGCGGCAAGGAGCUGCACAUUACCACGACGGGCGGUUCCGAGGACGCCUACUAUGUACAGAGCCUCAGGGUGAACGGCAAGGACUGGAACCAGACCUGGGUCACCUGGGACGACGUCUUUGCCAAUGGCGGAACCAUGGAGUUUGUCCUGGGCACUGACAAUAUUGUCUGGGCCGACGGUCCUGCGCCGCCGAGCCCGGCUUCCCAGGGCGACAGCACCACUCAGGGCGCCGGCGUUGUGAGUCGAAUCAGGAGGCAACCUGAAUAG